This is a messenger RNA of Aspergillus tanneri, 1092 nucleotides long. RefSeq lists its product as uncharacterized. Lineage: Eukaryota; Fungi; Ascomycota; Eurotiomycetes; Eurotiales; Aspergillaceae. Bases 1 to 1092 code for a protein of 363 amino acids. The transcript is spliced from 7 exons. Gene Ontology annotation, molecular function: oxidoreductase activity. The record is from RefSeq and is a predicted model, not a curated record.
AUGGGUGUCCCUAGGCUCAUUUUCGGCGCUGCCUCAUUUGGUAUGAACUUUGUUAAUCCUGAAGAUGCCCAGGAAGUUCUCAACUAUCUCAAAGAGAACAACAUCACCCACCUCGACACCGCAGGCAGAUACCCUCCCACUUCGCCUGGGCGCUCGGAGGAACUGCUGGAUCACCGUGGUGAGUUAGAAAAGUCUGCGAUUGAAAAGUCCAUCAACACCAGUCUGCAGCGCAUGGGUGUUGAGCAGGUCAACACUCUCCACAUUCACUGGCCAGACCCAGAAACUCCGUUGAAAGAUCAGGCAGAGACUCUGGACAGUUUGCACAAGACUGGCAAGUUUAAAAAUCUCGGUGUCUCCAACUUCCAACCAGACUUGCUGCAGGAAUUCCUCGACAUCUGCGAGGCCAACGGCUAUGUCAAGCCCACUAUCUACCAGGGCGACUACAGUGCCGUUAAUCGAGGCAUGGAAAAGAAGCUCCUCCCAAUCCUGAAGAAAUACGGUAUUGCCUACAACGCAUUCCGAGUUCUGGCCUCUGGGUUUUUGUCCGGAAAACUCACAAAUGGCAACCCAGAAGGCACACGCUUCGACGGCGAGGGUCCCAUGAACAAAUUCAUGCAGAAUCUUUACAACCAGGAAUCAUUGCACAACGCACUCAAAGAGUUAGAGGAAACGACAGGCACUCUUGGAAUCACAACUAUUGAUGCUGCGCUGCGGUGGGCGUAUUACCACUCUUCACUGGAUACGAAUAAUGGAAUCAUCCUCGGAGCCAGUUCUCUCACGCAGAUCAAGUCGAAUAUCGAGAGCAUCAGCCAGGGUCCUUUGCCACAAGAGUGUCUAAAUACAUUCGAGCUCAUUUGGGAGAAACUGGAGCCGAAGUGCCAGCCGCCACCGUCCUCGACAUUCCUCUACUUCCAGCCCUUCGUCACCGCAAAGGCGGGGGUAGAUACGGGGCUAAAGAAUGGUUUGGCAGACGAGGACUUUCUUCCUGCUGCACAACCGCUGGUCCCGCUUCUCCAACAGCCGGUUGGCAAUCAGUAUCAUGACCUUGGCUGUAUGCAGACUUUGGCCCUGUUUUGCGGUGGCUACCAUUAG